Molecule: messenger RNA, 863 nt
Organism: Agelaius phoeniceus (red-winged blackbird)
Lineage: Eukaryota; Metazoa; Chordata; Aves; Passeriformes; Icteridae
Source: RefSeq, a predicted model, not a curated record
AUGGGGGAAUUUGGGGGGGGAUUUGGGGGGUCCUGGGCAUCCCCCGCGCCGCUCCCCUCCCCCCCGCCAGGGGGCGCCCCCGCGGAGCCCCCCCGAGCCUCGGCCCCGCCCCCUCCUCCCGCCGACCAAUCAGCGAGCGCGGCGGGCGCCGACGGACAGGUGUGGGAGCUGCUGUACUGGCGCGUCCCCCACCGCUCGGCGCUGGCCUUGCUGGUGUCACUGGUGUUGCUGGGCUCCCUGUCCCGCUUCAGCGCCGUCGCCGUGGUGGCACACGCGGCGCUGGCCGUGCUGGCUGUCACCGUCCCCCUGCGCCUGCGCCAGGUGGCCCUGAGGGCGCUGAGGCCAUCGACCACAGAGAGCCCGGCCAGGAGGACAGAGCCCCUCAGUGAGGAGCAGCAGCAGCGCUGGGCGCGGUGCCUGGCCCGGCACACGGUGGCGGCCGCCCGCACCCUCACCCGACUCUUCCUGGUGCACAGCGUCCCCGAGUCCCUCAAGUUCGCCUUCCUGUUCUACCUGCUGACCUACGUGGGGGCCGCCUGCAACGGGGUGACACUGCUGGCAGCGGGUGUCAUCAGCGCCUUCACCUUCCCCAUGCUCUACCGGCGCCACCAGGCCCAGAUCGAUCAACACCUGAGCCUGGCCCGGAGCCACCUGAGCCACCUGCGAGCCAGGGUCCUGGCCAAGCUGCCAAGUGCCAAAGUGAAGCCGCAGUGACACCGCUGUCCCCACCCCGAGGUGACAUCCAGGAAGGGGGGCGUGGCCAUGGGAGGAGGCCACGCCCCCUUCAUGUCCUUUUUUCCCCUCCCCCCCCCUCAUCCGUGCGGGGGGAGGGGCGAUAAUUUAAUAAAAACUCUUGUGACAAA